Molecule: messenger RNA, 1821 nt
Organism: Colletotrichum spaethianum
Lineage: Eukaryota; Fungi; Ascomycota; Sordariomycetes; Glomerellales; Glomerellaceae
Product: UV-damage endonuclease
Exons: 2
Coding region: 1-1821 (606 amino acids)
Biological process (GO): SNARE complex assembly
Cellular component (GO): endosome; lytic vacuole
Molecular function (GO): SNARE binding
Source: RefSeq, a predicted model, not a curated record
AUGCCUCCUCCCGAGUCCCGACCCCUCCUCCUUCCCCAGAACCGCAAACUCCGCCACCUCCACGGCAUCUACCUCCGAAACCUGAGCUUCGUUCGACCUCGGGGACAUACCAUUGAUGACACCGCUCUGAACAAGUCAUCGUCCAAGUUUGAAGCCUUCCGCGAUGCCCCUCAGCUCCACCAUGCCCUCUCUAGCGACAACCUCCGGCCCAAGGCGCCGCGCCGCCGCAGCACUGCUCUCGCCCAGGCGACCCCGGUGACGAGACAGCGCAUGUUGCAAUUCACCAUCGACGGUAGGGCCGCCGACGUCUUCUUUUCGCUGCACUGCGAAGACGAGGACGAGCCUGUAUACAUCAGCGAGAUGAAGGAGCAUGCGACUAACUUCAACUUCCAAUUCUUCGACCUCAAUCACCACGGCCCCUCUGUCACUCGGUCGCCGGUUGUCACGAUCAAGAUCUGGGCUAAUCGAACAUCAUGGACCCUCCUACUUGAAGACACAAUCGACCUUCGGAGCCUGCACUUUAUCGGCACCCUUCAAAACCGCAAGUUUCCUCCGAAUGGGCUCAUCUUCCAUCUUGCCGACGGAAUCUACUCGCUCGACGUCCCCAGAAAGCCAACCAGCCCGAAAGAUCUCCCGCCGCUCCACACGUCGUCCUAUAAUGCGCUCAUGAAACUCGCAACGCUAGACACGUCGAUUCAGGACGCCAUCGCGACACAGGAGCAACUUACGGCUCAGAUUAACGACAUUCUCGAAAAGUCGCCCCACAACGAGACCCCCGCCGCCGAGGAAAAGGUGAAGCUGGCCAACAAGUAUGUGGCGUACGAGCUACGGUCUUUAAAGGCAGCCGAAAAGCGGCGUGAAGAGCUGCGUGAAUCUCUCAAGUCGCGCAGAGAGGCCAUCACCCAAGGCCGUGCUUUGCAGAACAAGCUCGCCAAGGACGUAGUCGAUGCGACGGAGCACCUAGCAGCCUCGAAAGCGGUCCUCGCUAAGACAAAGGAACAGAUACGCGGCCAGCGCCGUCGCAUCUGCGCUGACCUUGGCAACAUCUACCAAAUAACGCCGUGCCCCUCGGGCACCCCGCUCUCCUUCCAGAUCGUGGGCCUUGCCCUCCCAAACACGACGUACGACACUGCUACUUCUCGCGGCCCCGACGAUGACCUCUUGUCCGGCGCCCUGGGCCAUGUUGCUGCGUUGACGAACGCCUUGCAGUAUUACCUCUCUGUGCCCCUGCCGUACCCCGUCACGCCUUUCGGCUCGCGCUCGUCCAUUCGUGAUGACAUAUCCCUCCUUACGGACCUCAACUCGGUACAAGCAGCUCGCCAGCGCGACUUCCCUCUGUACCUUCCUCGAGGUGGUUCCACCGCAGCGCAGUAUCGAUUUGACUACGGCUGGUUCAUCCUCAACAAGGACAUCGAGGCCCUCUGCGCAAGCCAGGGCCUCAAGGUUGUGGACAUCCGUCACACCCUACCGAACCUCAAGUAUCUCCUCUACGUCUGCAGUGCAGGAAGCGACGAAGUUCCUGAACGCAAACGGGGCGGCGUUCGCGGUCUCUGGGCUGGACGUCUAAAGGGCCGCAUCUCUUCGGCUGCUGUGGGCGACGGAGAUACGAGCAGUGUCGGCGGUAGUCGCCGCGGUAGCACCGACAGCGAGGUGCUUAGCCGACAGCGCGACGAGCUCCGGAGAGCGAUGACUGUCCGCGAGGGGGCUGAGUCCCCCGUGGACAACGACCACAACGGCAAUGGCGGAUCCGCGGGGCUGCCCUUCGACGAGGUGAAGGUCUCGCUGAGAACAAAGGGCAUGAGAGAGAGCGCAGGAAGGUGA